AUACAUUUUCUGCCCUGAGAAUAAGGAAGACAGAUAAGGGUGGAAACCGAUUUUGUUUUUUUUCUUCUGUGUGGGGCCAUUGCUCUUCCAUACCUUUGUCUCUAUGUAAAUAAUGUCCGAUAUAUUAGAUCCAGGGUUUCAAGAAACAAAUAUGGAAACAUGUAGUCUACCAGACGAUACAGACAAGAAGAUUGAGACAACACAACUUAUGCCGUCCGCCAUCAAUAAAGAGCUAAUGGAAUCAGAUGAAUUUAUUAGAGACAGAGAUUUGUGCACGAAAUAUUUUGAAAAUUGGUGUGAGGGGCAGCAAGUUGUUUUUGUUGAACAUUUACUAUCUCGCAUGUGCCACUAUCAACAUGGUCAAAUCAAUGCCUUUCUUAAGCCUAUGUUGCAGAGAGAUUUUAUUUCAGCACUGCCAGCUAAAGGACUUGAUCACAUUGCUGAGAAUAUAUUAGCCUAUCUCGACGCCAAAUCACUUUGCGCUGCCGAGUUGGUGUGCAGAGAAUGGUACAGAGUCAUUUCAGAGGGCAAUUUAUGGAAAAAACUAAUAGAACGGAAAGUACGGACAGACAGUCUUUGGAAAGGUCUCUCUGAAAGACGGUUAUGGGACCAAUACCUUUUUAAACAGCGGCAUGGAGAAGCCCCAAAAGAUCACAAGUUUUACAGAUCUCUUUAUCCUCAGAUAAUUAAAGAUAUAGAUAGAAUAGAGGAUAAUUGGCGAACUGGGCGUCAUCAGUUACAAAAAAUUCAUUGUCUCAGUGAAACCAGCAAGGGUGUGUACUGCCUUCAAUAUGAUGAUAACAAAAUUAUCAGUGGUUUGAGAGACAAUACAAUCAAGAUAUGGAAUAGAAACACAUUAGAAUGUAUUCAAGUUCUCACGGGCCACACUGGCUCUGUAUUAUGCCUCCAAUAUGAUGAAAAUAUUAUCAUCUCAGGAUCUAGUGAUUCAACAGUCAGAGUUUGGGAUGUACAUACAGGUGAAAUGAUGAACACACUGAUUCAUCAUUGUGAAGCUGUGCUGCAUCUCAGAUUUUGUGAUGGAAUCAUGGUGACCUGUUCUAAAGACCGAUCAAUUGCUGUCUGGGAUAUGCAAUCACCUACAGAAAUUAACCUCAGAAGAGUGUUGGUUGGUCACAGAGCAGCUGUAAAUGUUGUUGACUUUGAUGAGAAAUACAUAGUUUCUGCUUCAGGAGACAGAACAAUAAAGGUUUGGAAUACUUCAACUUGUGAAUUUGUGCGCACUUUAAAUGGACACAAACGUGGCAUUGCUUGUUUGCAAUAUAGGGAAAGGCUGGUGGUCAGUGGCAGCUCAGACAACACUAUUAGAUUAUGGGACAUAGAAUGUGGGGCAUGCCUGCGAGUACUUGAAGGUCAUGAAGAAUUAGUCAGAUGCAUUCGCUUUGAUAGCAAGAGAAUUGUUAGUGGAGCUUAUGAUGGAAAAAUAAAAGUAUGGGAUCUACAGGCUGCUUUAGAUCCAAGAGCCCCAGCUGCGACUUUAUGCCUCAGGACACUUGUAGAACAUUCUGGAAGAGUGUUUCGCCUGCAGUUUGAUGAAUUUCAGAUUGUAAGUAGUUCCCAUGACGACACAAUUCUCAUCUGGGAUUUCUUAAAUGUUCCAGUGCCUGAAGGUCAAAAGUCACCACCAAGAAGUUAUACAUAUGUCACAAAAUAACGCACUACUCUUACCCAAUUGCAAUUACUGAAAUCAAUUAUUAUUCAUAUUUCUUCAGCCAUAUUUGAUUUAAUUACAAAUAUCAUGGCAGGAUGGCAGUAUUUUUACUGAAAGAACAGUACAAGAGAUAAAACAAACCAAAAAAAAUACUAAGUUUAUGAUGAUGUUGCUGUGAUCAUAUCUCUGGCAUGUCCCAGAUGUACCUGAUUUCCUCUGGAUUAUUAUGUAAUGUCUGCACAAGUUCGGGCUAUGGGGAGUAGUACAGCUAUUGUGGCCACCUUUUUUCCAUUAAUUUAUGCUUUUGCUGCUGUUAGUUUUUCUACUGUUAUAGCUCAUUUGUUUUUUUAAUUUCAGACUCAUAAAAUUGACAAAAAAAAAACCUGAAUGUUCUUAAUGAAAUUUUAGUUGCCAAGAUUAAAAUCAUAUUUUCCCCAUUUACUACACCAACAUCACCAAUGUGUACAUGCUGAUGUGAGAAUUUUUCACUAAUUUUAAAGUAAAUGAAUAUCAUGAUCCAGUUUAUCAAUCUGAAUUGGUAGAUGUAUUAAUUCUCUCAUUACAGCUUACUGGUUUCUUUACUAAAUAUAUAAAAAAAAAAACACUACCUUUUCAUUUAGUACUAGUAAAAUCAUACAUUUUUUUUUAACUAAAGUACUUGUAGUAAGAAAAUGUUUGCUGUCAUAACAAUUGUAAAUAUCUUCUGCACCAAACCAAGGAAAGAGCUACCUAGAUAGCCCAUUUGUUUAUUACAGCCAGAAAGAAUUUUGUUAUUCUUUAUGUAGUUGUUAUUAUUUAAAUAGGAGACUGAAAGGACUUAUUUAGCUACUUUGUACUGACCACAGAGACUAAAUUGUUAAGCUGUUUUGUGUGUACAUUGAUGUGAUUUUAAAAAUAGCAUGAAUCUCGCUUAAUGUUGCCUAGUUUUUAGUAUCUGCUUGCUGUAUUUGUUAAAAAAAGCUGGUAUGAAUGUGGUUAAUUUGUUACUUUUGUAUAGUAUAUUGAAAUUCCUGAUGGCUUUAGACACAAAACAUCUAAGUCCAAAUUUUUUAGUAAGCACCAUUAUUCAGAUUCUUAAAUUAGUACAAAUAUUUUUAUAUUAAAGUCAGUAGAUGUGAGGGUGUAUUUUUCAGUACAAUUAACAAUUUUAGACAUAGAUGAUUUGUGCCAUAGCCAUUCAUGUUUUACCUGUCAACUUCUAAAUGAAUGUGGUUUACAGUAUAUUUUUGAGUUAGCUUUAAAUGCAAGGGUGUCAGAUCCCUAUUAUGAAUGGUUUUAUUAUGUAAGUGUUGACCCCUGCAACUUGUGUAGCUUUUUUAAAAAUUGAAAUUGAUUUUUAAAAUGCCCUUUUAAACAUGCCUUAGAAUUGAAUGUUGGAUUCAUCAAGAUCUAUCUCAUCAGACUGCAUUCCAAACUUUCAAUAUUAUUUGUGUGAUGACUUAUGUCAGCCAUGCUAUUUUUUUUCAACCCCUUGAAUCCAAUUUAUAGAAGCUAGAUUGAUAAAUACUUCAUGUAAUCCUGCAAUGUUAGGAAUAGGAAAGCCUUAACAGAAAACAUUUAUACAGGAACAAAGUUGAUUUUGUGAAAUGGCAAAAUGUUAGUAUCUGUAAUAUAUCAUACAUUUGUUUUUAAAUUAUACAAUUAUUAUUGGAACUAAUGUAUUAUAGAUUUUAAUUAAAUCCAAGUACUGUAUGUCAAAACAAUAAAAUAUCUGCCUCCUAGUUCCUCUGACACCUCUCUGUUUAAGAAAAUGAACAUGGCUGCAGGAAUAUUUGGCUAUGUUAAUAUAAAUAUGUAUUGCUAAAAAUAUUAUUUGCCCCAUUGCAGUUUCAUCUAUCAUUAUCAUUUGUAAAAUAAACCACUAAUUUACUAAGAUUUGAUGGUAUGAUUGUUUGUGAUUUACUGCAUCCUUAAGUUGUUUUGAUGGUAUUUUUAUGUUGGCUAUUAAAUUUCUUAAUAUUA
Molecule: messenger RNA, 3631 nt
Organism: Physella acuta
Lineage: Eukaryota; Metazoa; Mollusca; Gastropoda; Physidae
Product: F-box/WD repeat-containing protein 1A
Molecular function (GO): protein dimerization activity
Source: RefSeq, a predicted model, not a curated record